This is a messenger RNA of Bombyx mandarina (wild silkworm), 1257 nucleotides long. It is a transcript of the gene NGR-A34, whose product is annotated as neuropeptide receptor A34. Gene Ontology annotation, biological process: G protein-coupled receptor signaling pathway. Gene Ontology annotation, cellular component: plasma membrane. Lineage: Eukaryota; Metazoa; Arthropoda; Insecta; Lepidoptera; Bombycidae. Gene Ontology annotation, molecular function: G protein-coupled receptor activity. The record is from RefSeq and is a predicted model, not a curated record.
AUGGAUAUCGAAAUUGACUAUGAAGAAGCGGAAAGCAGAUUUCUGUCAAACUGGAGUGGCGAUUAUUUGGAUGAUCUGGAUACUUCCCAAUAUCCGUUUCCCAAUGUGCUUUGGCACGUGAAGCCCGCCGAAGAGAUGGCCAUCAAGUCUUCCAUGAUGAUCCUGGUCGGAGUGAGCGGUAUUUUCCUGAACUGUGUCAUCUUGACUAUUCUAAUUAGAAACAAAUGGCUUUGGAGCCCAAGCAACUGUCUGAUCGGAAAUAUGGCGCUAAUAGAUUUCCUGUUACUGUUCUUCUGUCCUUGGUUCAUGCUCGUUCGAGAUUUCUUUCAGAAUUACGUGUUGAAGACCUUUGGAUGCCGGUUCGAAGGGUUCUUACAAGCAUCACUGCUAUUAGCUAGCGUCGGAGCGGUUAUGCUAGUAUCCUACGAUCGGCUAGCGGCUGCGGUGUUGACCGCUGAAGCCAGAAUCACUAAAGACGCGGCCCCUAAAGUUAUCGUGAUCACUUGGAUUGUUUCUAGUGCUUUAGCUCUUCCUUGGACCAUUAAAAGGAAAUACGUGGAACGUCAAUGGCUGAAUUAUUUGGAAACUUUUUGCGCUGAAGACGUUCAACUCCUCGGAAUAUAUUGGCACCUACUUCUCACGAUGCUAGUAUGGGUCCCUUUGGGCAUAAUGAUUAUUACUUAUGGUGUGAUUAUGUGGCGCCUUCAAUGGAGUGCUAGAGCCUUAUCAUCACGAGGUGGAGGCAGAUCGGUAACCAGAGCCAAGGGAAAAGCCAUGAGGAUCGCGGCCUUAGUAUUGAUUGCGGCUGUCGUGUGCAGAAUUCCAUACACAGCUCUGUUGUAUUGGCGAAACAAUUUGCCCCCGAAGAUAAAUUCUGUCGACGGCAGUUUCUCAAUAAUGUGGUUCGCGGCCAAUUACCUAAUGUACUUGAACUGUACCAUCAAUCCUCUGAUUUAUGGAUUCACCAACCUCAGAUUUAGGAAAGCUAUGGACCGGACUCCGGGAGUGGCUUGUUUCAAGUUCGGAUCAUGGUGUUGCGUUUGCACUUUUUUCAAAAGAAGAAACUUUAUGGCCGGCGACAAGAAUACAGAGAAAAUAUUCGUAAUAGAAAAUUCUCCGGGUCCAAACAAGAAACUGUCCAGAGUCGUCAAGAACAUUCUUCAUAUUAACAAAGAUUCUAUUGAGUUCAGCAUUAAAAUCGACGAGAUGACCACAAAGCCGACUAAACUGACUCCUUUGAAAAACGAACAGUUUUGA